Messenger RNA from Effrenium voratum, 477 nucleotides. NCBI's taxonomy places the organism in Eukaryota, Dinophyceae, Suessiales, Symbiodiniaceae. The record is from the annotation of a GenBank genome assembly.
AUGUCUUUCGUGCAACAGCUGGCCAGCCAGACUCGGCUGACGCAAGAAGCAUGGGUCCAGGAACAGGUGAACCUGUUCAAGGAGAAGUGCUGGGAGACGAGCUGGCGCUCUAGGGCGAGUUGCGAAAUGGACUGCCGUGCGAUCCAGCCUCGGUGCCGAAAGUUGUUGGCGCAGGAGCUGCGGGCGCAGCUGGUACCGCUCGGCUUCAGCUCCCUGCAGGUUUUCCCGACCUUCAACUGCAUCAAGAUCAAGGCCUCCUGGGACGAAGUUGAGGAGGCUGAAGCGGCAGAAGCACCGAAAGUGCCAAAAGACAGCGCGCGGGGCUGUUGCGGCAUCUGCCUGGAGCAAGCUGCGCUCUCUGCGCUGGCGCCCUGUGGGCAUACUAUUUGCCAAGGCUGUCUCAAGAACGAGCUGCGCAAGUGCCCGUUUUGUCGGCAGCCCGUGGAGGCAGCGACCAAUGGCCUUUUUAUCGGUUGA